AUGCCCGUUAAACUACGCCCCGCUACCCCGGCGGACGGCCCGGCCCUCGCGUCCAUCUACCUCUCCGCCUUCCACGACAACCCGGUAGCCUUGACGAGCUUCCCAGCAACGUCUGAAGUCCGCGAGUUUCUCGCCAAAUCUUUUGCGGAAGAGAUAAGUGAUCAUCGAUUCCAAUGGCUCAUCAUCACUGACCCAGACUUUGAGGACCCCGACCUACCCAUCGUCUGCGCAAAGUGGGUUCGCCCGGCAGGACCCAACGAGCCAAACAUUGAGCCGCCGCCUCCUGUGGAUGUCUGGCCAAAAGAGGGUAAUCCAGAGUUCGCGAGCCACUUCUUUGGCUCCAUUGGUCGGAAACACGCCGAGAUCAUGGGCGAGGUCAGACACUGGUACCUGGAGCUUCUCAUUUGUCGGACAGAGCAUCAGGGGAAAGGCGCAGCCAGCCCACUCCUCAGAUGGGGCGUCGAGAAGGCCGAUGAGCAAGGAAGGUUGGCUUUCCUAGAGUCUAUGCCUCUGGCGAAGGGAAUCUACGAAAAGUAUGGGUUUCAAUCAUUAUGCCGCCUACAGUUUACGACACCUAGCUAUGGCGAUGUGACACAAGACUUCAUGCUUCGAAAAGUCAAGGCAGCGAAAGACCAUGAGUUGGUGUUGAAGAAGUUCAACGCAUCGUCAUGA
Messenger RNA from Colletotrichum phormii, 672 nucleotides. Its product is annotated as acetyltransferase. NCBI's taxonomy places the organism in Eukaryota, Fungi, Ascomycota, Sordariomycetes, Glomerellales, Glomerellaceae. The record is from RefSeq and is a predicted model, not a curated record. Gene Ontology annotation, molecular function: acyltransferase activity, transferring groups other than amino-acyl groups. The transcript has a single exon. Bases 1 to 672 code for a protein of 223 amino acids.